Molecule: messenger RNA, 1584 nt
Organism: Hyposmocoma kahamanoa
Lineage: Eukaryota; Metazoa; Arthropoda; Insecta; Lepidoptera; Cosmopterigidae
Product: solute carrier family 22 member 1-like
Exons: 8
Coding region: 1-1467 (488 amino acids)
Biological process (GO): transmembrane transport
Cellular component (GO): membrane
Molecular function (GO): transmembrane transporter activity
Source: RefSeq, a predicted model, not a curated record
AUGACUGUAGUAACGUCAACAGAAAAGAAAAUUUUGGAACUUGACGAUAUUUUAGUUAAGUUUAGUUUGUUCGGAAAGUACUAUGUACAAUCGACAGUGGUAAUCCUUUUGGCCUAUAUGAGUAAUUCUAUUUAUUGCGCUAAUUUUGUUUUCGUCGCUGAAGAGGUUAGUUACAGCCAAAUAAGGAACCUGAACAAUGCAUCACAUAGAUGCACUAAAUGGGUGUACGACAAUCCACACAGCUUAGUCGCUGAGUACGAUUUGGCAUGUCAAGACUGGAAGCGAACUUUAGUGGGAACAGUUCACAGUUUCGGAUACAUGAUCGGGCUACUGAUUAUCGGGCCUUUAUCUGACAGACUAGGAAGAAAGAAGGUGAUAGUGAUAACAGGAGUCGUGGGUGGAGUAUUGGGCAUGGCGCGCAGUUUCUCCCCGUGGUACUGGCUGUUCAUCGCCCUAGAGUUUCUCGAAGCUGCUUUGGGGGAUAUUUGCUCACCUAUCUUUAUGCUAACAAUGGAGAUGGUUGCUAACAACAAGCGUCUGAUAUAUCAAAUGAUAUGCGGCUUUGGAUUCAGCAUUGGAGGAAUUGGACUACCUCUCUUUGCCUGGCUUUUCCCUUACUGGAGACAUCUCUUGAGAGUCCUUUAUACUCCAGCUUUAUUAUUCUUUUUGUACCUGUUACUACUGGACGAAAGUCCCAGAUGGUUGCUUAGUAAAGGCAAGAAAGAUGAAGCUGUACAGAUAAUACAAAAAAUAGCAAAAACAAACAAAGUUAAAAUUGAUAAAGCAGUUUUAGAUAAGCUAUCUUGUGAAGAAAAUAUUAAAGAAGCUACUUUUCCUGAACUGUUGAAAAGUACUUUUACAUCAGUCGCAUUGUUAAGACGGUUCUUCAUUUGCUUGACGUGGUGGACAACGUCAACGUUCGUGAACUACGGAUUGAUGAUCAACUCAGUCUCGUUACAAGGGAACAAAUACCUGAACUUUGCCUUGAUUAAUAUGGUAGACUUUCCUGGCAACCUGAUUACAACUUUUUUGAUGAUUAGAUUUAAGAGAAAGAUACCACUGAUUUUCACAUUUGUCUUUACUGCGAUUUUGUGCUUGUCACAACCUUUUGUUCCAAGAGACCUACCUUGGCUGUCAAUAUUUUUGUACGUGAUGGGCAAGUUCGUGUCCUCGUCGUACUUUGCCAUCACGUACAUCUUCACCUCGGAGUUGUUCCCAACGUACACCAGAAACUCCAUGCACGCGUUAUGCUCUUCACUGGGAAGAAUUGGAUCCAUUCUUGCACCGCAGACACCUCUUUUGAUGCACUACUGGCCCGGUCUUCCGUCUCUAGUGUUCGGAGGGACAUCCCUCCUUGCUGGCAUGGCAACAUUAUUCGUUCCGGAUACAGCAGAUACUUCACUACCAGACAACGUGAAGCAGGCCGAACUGCUUGGCUCUAGGAAUAAGGAGAAAGGAAUAGAAUAAUCUCAGUACAGAGUACUAAAAAACCGACCUCAAAAAUACGUGGAAUUACAUAUAAUUACCAAGUUUUAUAGAAAUCGGUUACCGGACAGUGCGCAACCCCGGAUUCAUCCCCUAGUU